AUUCUACAAGAUGCUACCUUCCAAGCGAGUUCCAUUUCUUUUCACCAUUAUCCUGUUUCUGGCUGGACUGGGUCAGCACACAACUGAAAGUGUACUUCCAGACUGCGUUCUUUAUCCAAGAUGUUUGAUCACAAAGGAUCCGUGUUGCAUGUAAAGCAUCUAUAGAAAUCAAAGAAGGAUCUUGUAUAUGGAAGUGGAAAUGUGGUUCAAAAUAUCAGCACUUCUCAAGGCUGUAACAAAAACUGCACUCUGUUUUUAUAAAUACAAAUAUCCACAAAUAUCUGGUCUUAACAUGGCAACAUUUCAAGUCUUCCAAUAAAUCAUUUUCGUUUUUAUUGUG
Messenger RNA from Drosophila melanogaster (fruit fly), 340 nucleotides. It is a transcript of the gene Acp33A, whose product is annotated as accessory gland-specific peptide 33A. Gene Ontology annotation, cellular component: extracellular region. The coding region runs from base 11 to 154 and encodes 47 amino acids. Gene Ontology annotation, biological process: signal transduction. The transcript has a single exon. The record is from RefSeq and is marked reviewed. Lineage: Eukaryota; Metazoa; Arthropoda; Insecta; Diptera; Drosophilidae.